CUGACUGAUGAUUUUCAUUUUCGACAUCAAGGCCACCCACGCCAUUGCAGUCAUCCAUAGAAUGAAUCGAUCAUUUCGGAGUGACCCAUUUUUUAAUCAAGCAACAGGCUUCCAAAUCGAACGUUUCCAUUUAGAUACUACCCAACACAACUCUCACGCAGACCGCAGCAUUCAGGGCAACUAAGCAGCAGAAGAAGCCAGCGAGAACUGGUGAGGAUCUGAGAUGGGUACCUCUGUAUUGGCCACCAUGUGUGCCGAGCGCCUGACCAAGCUCCUCGUCCGCUACUCCCGUGCUCAGCCUGCCGUGGGGCGGAAUCAGUCGCACUGCGUCGAUAAUGUGCUAAGUCCUUUGCCAAGGAGUGAAGCCACCACCGCCUUCCUGAAACCAAUGCACACUGCUGGCCAGGUCCAUCCCCAGCCGAAGCCCGCCAACAAGUGGCAGCCGAUGGGCAGCAUCACGAGCAUCGGACAGAGAUUCCAGCGGGAGGCCAUGGAUGAGAUUUGUGCCAGGGCCAAGGACCGCCUGCUGCCAAAGGCCGAACCGCGACGUUUGAACUUCUCCAGAAACCAAGCCUUCUUCCCCAACAAAUCGAGAGGCUUGGAAGAUUGGAAGCAUCCGGAAAGUGGGCGGUACUCAGCCCCAUUUGUCAGCCUAUUCCAGGCUCCGAACUGUCCUAGUUUACCGAAAAAUACGUUUGCCCAUCCUCUUUCCUUCGAUCGCCAAAAACUGUAUCGGGACUGCUAUUAACCGAACAUGGAUAGUCUUCGAUCCUGAUGCCAAACUCAUACGCAGCUCAAUUACUUGACGUGCAUUUUAGCGUUGUGAUUGGGUUGCACUUGCGAUUGGCACCAGGAGUCCGAGAUUCUCCACAAUUCGACGUAUUAAAGAUGUAAUGUGUAUAGUUAA
Molecule: messenger RNA, 907 nt
Organism: Drosophila erecta
Lineage: Eukaryota; Metazoa; Arthropoda; Insecta; Diptera; Drosophilidae
Exons: 1
Coding region: 224-748 (174 amino acids)
Source: RefSeq, a predicted model, not a curated record